Molecule: messenger RNA, 2456 nt
Organism: Pezoporus flaviventris
Lineage: Eukaryota; Metazoa; Chordata; Aves; Psittaciformes; Psittacidae
Gene: TMEM260
Product: transmembrane protein 260
Exons: 16
Coding region: 24-2180 (718 amino acids)
Source: RefSeq, a predicted model, not a curated record
UGCUCCCCCCGCGGGUGGGUGGAAUGGCACGGCCCGCCAGUCCCGCGCGGCCGAACCCGGAAGGCUCUGCGGCGCACAUGGGCGCGGGGGCCGGUGUUGGGGCGGGCGGUGCAGCCGCCGGUGCGCUGGGCGCUGCCGUGGCGGCUCUCUACAUGGCCACGCUGCCGCCUGCCCUGCCCGGCGGGGAUGCGGGGGAGCUGAUCACAGCCGCAUAUGAGCUUGGAGUCGCCCACCCUCCCGGCUACCCCCUGUUCACGCUGCUAGCCAAGCUGGCAAUGGGGCUGCUGCCUGUCGGCUCCUCUGCCUUCCGAGUCAAUCUCCUCUGCAGCUUGUUGGGAGCAGCUGCCGCUUCUUUGCUUUUUUACACGGUUUUCAGGCUUUCUGGCUCAUAUGCUGGAGGAAUCCUUGCUGCGGGGGUGUUUUCAUUUUCUCGUCUAACAUGGCAGUGGUCCAUCACAGCAGAGGUUUUUAGCUUAAACAAUCUGUUUGUGGGGCUGCUGAUGGCUCUCACCGCUCAUUUUGAGGAGGCAUCCACCGCAAGAGAGAGAUCAAAGAUCUCUAAAUUUGGUGCCUUUUGCUGUGGGCUCAGUUUGUGCAAUCAGCACACGAUAGUGCUUUAUAUUGCUUGUAUUGUGCCUUGGGUUCUCUCACAGCUUUUCAGAAAAAUGGAAUUGUCCCUAGGCCAUUUGCUGAAGUUGGGUUUAUGCUUCUUGGCUGGUUUGCUGCCUUAUCUCUAUCUGCCGGCUUCGUCCUACCUCAAUCGAGCCCGCUGGACAUGGGGAGACCAGACGACUUUUCAAGGAUUUUUGACCCACUUUCUCAGGGAAGAAUAUGGGACAUUCAAUCUGGCCAAGUCUGAGACAGGAUCCAGUAUGAGAGAGAUGCUGGCUUUUCAGGUGGCACAGAUGAAGUCAGAGCUCUCCCUUCCCGUCCUUGCCCUGGCACUCGUGGCCUGUGUGAACACAGCACUGCCGACAAAGCAGCAGAAAUCACCCGUGAUCUGGCUCUUUGCUGGAAUGCUCUGUCUUUAUUCCUUCUUCUUCUCUUGGAGAGCAAACCUGGAUAUUACGAAACCUCUGUUCCUGGGUGUGGUGGAGCGAUUCUGGCUGCAGAGCAGUGCUGUGGUGGCUGUGCUGGCAGGGCUGGGGCUGGCCACACUUGCCUCAGUUGGAAGCACCAUGCUGGAGAGCAGCCGUGUGCUGCCAUGGCUGGAGUGGCUUUCCACUCUCACUCUUGUCGCUUCCCAAGUCUGGGCAAAUUACAGCACUUGUGAUCAGAGCAACAACUACGUUGUUGAUAAGUUUGCAAGGAAUGUGCUGUCCUCAAUGCCAACGGGUGCAGUGAUCUUGCUAAGAGGAGACUUACCUGGGAAUGCUCUUCGUUAUAUUCACUAUUGCGAAGGGAUGAGGCCAGAUAUCACUCUAGUGGACCAAGAGAUGAUGACUUAUGAAUGGUAUUUACCCAAGCUGGCAAAGCAUUUACCUGGCAUUUAUUUUCCUGGGAACCAGUGGAAUCCUGUGGAAGGAGUAUUACCUGAUGGGACACUUGCUUUUAAUCUCCAUCGUUUCCUCAAAGUAAAUAAGCAUAAAGAAGUGUUUGUCUGCAUAGGUCUUCAUGAAGGUGACUCAACCUGGAGAAGGAGCUAUUCUCUUUGGCCAUGGGGUACGUGUGAGAAGUUGGUUCCUUCCAAUAUUGUGUUUGACCCAGGAGCGUGGAUUCAUCUUACAAGAAAUCUCUAUAACUGGACCGAAGACUAUGGCAGUUUCAAGCCUUCUUCCUGGGAAGCUGUUGCCAAUGAGGAGAUGUGGCAAGCCAGGAUGAAAACAGCUUUCUUUAUAUUUGAACUUGCUGAAACUGCCAGUGUCACUGCAGAAAUUAAAUCACAACUUUACACAUUUGCGUACGCUUCGUACAAAGAAAUUGUCAACUCUCAUCCAAAUCACCCAGUGAACUGGCACAAGAACUACGCCAUCGCCUGUGAGAGGAUGUUGCGUCUCCAUCAGGUGGAUGUGGAUCCUGAAGUGUUGCUCUCUGAAACUGUGAAACAUUUCCUUCUGUACACUGAGAAAGCGGAGGAUGAUCCCCAGCGGCAGGAUAUUCUGCAGGCUGUGAAGCACCUGAAGAAAGAGCUGCAGGGGCUGAGGAAAAUGAAAGAAGAUGUGAGGCGGGGAGCUGGGUAGCACCCAGUCCUCCACCUGGGUGCUGAAGUGCCGAAAUUUUGAAGUCAGGACUUAAAAUCUGAAUUAGGCCUUGACAACGUGAGAAUGGUUCUAAAAAGUGCCAGAGGUGUCAGUGAAGAGGAAAUCAAGUGUGGUUGCUUCUGCAGGAACUGUUGUUUGGUCUUUUGAUUGCUGUUGCCAAAUGAACUGUUUGUGUUGUUCUGUGUGUGUGGAAAACAGCUCAUCACUAAAUAAAUUACUCUGUUUCAAAAAGGAGAGUUUUCUUCUUAAAAGAAA